Messenger RNA from Triticum aestivum (bread wheat), 1114 nucleotides. RefSeq names its product fasciclin-like arabinogalactan protein 2. The transcript is spliced from 2 exons. Gene Ontology annotation, cellular component: plasma membrane. Gene Ontology annotation, biological process: plant-type secondary cell wall biogenesis. The record is from RefSeq and is a predicted model, not a curated record. Lineage: Eukaryota; Viridiplantae; Streptophyta; Magnoliopsida; Poales; Poaceae. The coding region runs from base 141 to 917 and encodes 258 amino acids.
AGUGUCCAAAGAGAAUUGGAAUCGAGGUAGUUGCGAUAGGCUAGGCACUGGGUCUGCAGUUGAAGGCCGGCCGCCGGCCAAAAACCCUCUUUUUCCCCUGCUCAUCCAGUGUUCUCACUUCUCGGGGCCGGAGAAGCACAAUGGCGUCGCUCGCCGGAGCCGCACUCGCCUCCUGCAGCAUCCUUCUCCUCCUGCUCGUCCCCUGCGCCCAGGGGCAGGGGCAAUCACCCGAGGCGCCGGAGGAGGCUUGGGCCGAGGGGCAACCACCGGAGGCGUCGGAGGACGCUUUGACGAUGCUCUUGUCCGAGGGCGGGUGCGGCGCCUUCGCCGGCCUCGUCGCCGCGACGGCCGGCGUGGGCGACGCGUUCCGCGAGCAUAUCGGCAGCGACCUGGGGCUCACGAUCCUCUGCCCCGACGACGAGGCGGUGGGGACGUUCAUCCCGAGGUUCCAUAGCCUCAACGUCGACGAGCAGGUCGCGGUUCUCUUGUACCACGGCCUGACGAUGGCCUACUCCGAGGAGCUGCUCAGCUGGGUCCACUGGGAGGAGUUGACGCUUGAUGGAGUGCAGAUGCUCACCAUGCGUCACCACAGCGGCAGGGUGAUAGUUUCUUCGUCACGGAGCGAGGCCAGGAUCACCAAGACUGUCGUCGACGACGAUCAUCUCGCCGUCUACCUCAUCGACGCCGUGCUGAUUCCGGCAGAUCCCAAGCGUCAAAUCUCGUUCUGGGGUGUUUUGGCACUUAUCGUCUUCCUUCUGGUACUUGUUGUCGUCGGGGUCGUGGCGUCAAUAUUGAUGUGGCAUGCGCUUGUUUAUGUUUGUUCUCUCUUGUGCCGGCUGAGAAGAUGGUGCAAGGAUCGCGCCACUGCCUACGUUUCGGCCGCCCGUGUCACUUCACAUGGACAACAAGAACAAUAGUCUGUGGCCGCUGAACAGUGCCUCGCCUCCCCUCGUAUUCCCUCUUAUGGUCUGUACUCGUCGUAUAGUUUGAACGAUCAGGUCGGUGACUUGUGUAUAUAGUGUUUGCUCACUUUUGAAUCUAGGCUUCGUUUGAUUUAACAAAAUGUUGGUGACUAUGAAUUCGAUAUGUAGUAGUGCUAUAUUUUGAGGCAACU